GCUUAUGUCAAUGUGAAAUAAUACGGACCCGAAUUUCCUACUGGACCAUUGUUUGGCAAUACAUUUGCUGACACGGAACUGUUAUUCCGUUGCACCAGUGCCUCUACAACUCCACACGUGUGUUUUUAAACAUACGCUUGUUGUUUACAUUAGAGAUGGGCAAGUUACGGAAGAAGCACAACUGGAAGGGAAGGAAACAGAACGAUGCACAGCCUCCGUCAGAGGAACAGAAGAGCGAGGUGGUGGUGGAGCUCAGAGACGGUGACACCUUGAAGGGCGUUGAUGAGAGCAACGUGCUGGUCCUCCCAGCCACUAAAGCUAAGAAGAAGAAAGCUAUCGAGAAACCUAUCCCAAAACCGCAGCCCCUGACCAAGAAACAGAAGAAGAAUUUGCAGAAAGUUCUGGAGAUUAAAAAGAAGAAAUCCCAGCGGGCGGACAUUUUGACCAAGCUGGCCGAGGUGCAGCUGCCGGACUCGGAGAUGAAGAUGCUGUACACCACGUCUAAGCUCGGCAUCGGGGACAAACUGUACCAGAGCAAAAAGAAUGUAGAUGAGGUUGAGGAAGGUGCACCAGGCAUUGGGAAGAUCAACAGUCUGAGUGGAGCCAAUCGCAAAAGGAAGAGGUGGAAAGAGGAGGAGGAGGAAGAGGAAGAGGAGGCACCUGAGGAGAGCGACAGUUCUGAUUUGUCUUCGGACGAAGAGGAACAGAAGGUUGGAGUGACGGAAGACUCUGAAGUUCACACUCCCGAGGUGCCGGCUGGGGCCCCUCUGGAGAAAACGGCAAAGCCUGCCAAGGAACAGGCCACAGAAAAGGGGGGAGUUCCACCCCUACACCCCAGAAAAGAGGACUCCCAGCCCGCAGUCUUCAUACCUGUUGACAGACUACCAGAGAUUCAGGAAGCCCGUCUGAAGCUGCCGGUGUUGGGGGAAGAGCAGGUGAUCAUGGAGGCAGUGAGGGAGCACGCGUGCACAGUGCUGUGUGGUGAGACGGGGAGUGGGAAGACCACCCAGGUCCCACAGUUCCUGUACGAGGCGGGCUACGCCAGCGGGAGUGGCAUCAUUGGCGUGACCGAGCCCAGGCGAGUGGCUGCUGUCAGCAUGUCUCAGCGCGUGGCCAAAGAGAUGAACCUGUCCUCGAGGGUGGUGUCCUACCAAAUCCGAUAUGAGGGAAAUGUGACGAAUGACACCAAGAUCAAGUUCAUGACAGACGGCGUCCUGCUUAAGGAGAUACAGAAGGACUUCCUGCUCCAGAGGUACAGCGCGAUCAUCAUCGACGAGGCCCACGAGCGUAGCGUGUACACCGACAUUCUGCUGGGCCUUCUGUCACGCAUCGUGCCCCUGCGGAACAAGAAAGGCCUUCCCAUGAAGCUGCUGGUGAUGUCGGCCACUCUGCGCAUUGAGGACUUCACAGAGAACCGCAAGCUGUUCCCCGUCCCCCCACCAGUGAUCAAGGUGGAUGCCCGUCAGUUCCCCGUCUCCGUCCAUUUCAACAAGCGCACCCCCAUGGAGGACUACACCGGGGAGGCCUUCCGGAAGGUCUGCAAGAUCCACCGCAUGCUUCCCCCCGGGGGGAUUUUGCUGUUUCUCACUGGCCAAGCGGAGGUUCAUUCUGUCUGCUGGAGGCUGAGGAAAGCCUUCCCCUUUCGACCCAACAGCACCGAGACAGAGAAAGACGAGCAGGACGGCUCGGAGGAGAUGAGACGGUUCAAGAAGGCCAGGCAGAAGAAGACUGUGUCCCUGCCCCGCAUCGACCUGGACAACUACUCUGCACUGCCGGUGGAUGAAGGGGACGAGGACCGCCAGGCGGGGAUCGGUGACGAGGAGGAUGGCUCUGACCUGGAGCUGGAGUUGGGCGAUGACCCGGGAGACUCUGAAGAGAAAAGCGACCCUUCACUUCCGCUCUAUGUCCUCCCGCUCUACUCUCUCCUGGCUCCUGACCAGCAGGCCAAGGUCUUCCGGCCUCCACCGCCUGGCACCCGUCUGUGUGUGGUGGCCACUAACGUGGCGGAGACCUCCCUGACCAUCCCGGGCAUCAAGUACGUGGUGGACUGCGGCCGCAUCAAAAAGCGCUACUACGACCGCGUCACUGGCGUCUCCUACUUCAAAGUGUCCUGGACUUCCCAGGCCUCGGCCAAUCAGAGAGCGGGGCGAGCAGGCCGCACAGAGCCUGGCCACUGCUACAGGCUGUACUCCUCUGCAGUAUUUAGCGAUUUUGAGGAGUUCUCUGAAGCAGAGAUCACACGCCGACCUGUUGAUGACCUUGUCCUGCAGAUGAAAGAUCUCAACAUUGAGAAGGUGGUGAACUUCCCGUUUCCCACGCCUCCCUCGGGCGAGGCCCUGGCCGCUGCCGAGCAGCUGCUGUUGGCCCUGGGGGCCCUGGAGGAGCCCCCGCAGACAGGCCGGCUGAAGGAGAUGGAGCAGGCACGCCUCAGCUGCCCCAUAACCCCCCUGGGCCGGGCCAUGGCCUCCUUCCCUGUCGCGCCCCGCUAUGCCAAAAUGCUGGCGCUGGGGAGAGCACAGGACUGCCUGCCCUACGUGAUCACCCUGGUGGCAGCCAUGACGGUCAGGGAGCUCUUCGAGGACCUGGACAGGCCUGCGGGGAGCGAGGAUGAGAACUCCAAGCUGGCCCAGAGGAGAGCUCGUCUGGCCCAGAUGAGGAGGCUGUGGGCCGGGCAGGGCGCUUCGCUGCAGCUGGGGGACCUGAUGGUCAUGCUCGGUGCGGUUGGAGCCUGCGAGUUCUCCGGCUGCACCCCCAAGUUCUGCGAGCAGAAUGGGCUACGCUACAAAGCCAUGCUGGAGAUCCGUCGCCUGAGGGGACAGCUCACCACAGCAGUCAAUGCCAUUUGUCCCGAGGCGGCAUUGUUCCUGGAUGCCAAAAUGGCGCCCCCUACAGAGGGGCAGGUGCGGUGCCUACGGCAGAUCGUUCUGGCCGGGCUUGGCGAUCACUUGGCUCGCCGGGUUCAAGCUGAAGAGCUGCUGGACCCCAAGUGGAGGAACGGGUACAAGACCGCGCUAUUGGACGAGCCAGUGUUUAUUCACCCCUCCUCGGCUCUGUUCAAGACCCUGCCAGAGUUUGUGGUGUACCAGGAAGUGAUGGAGACCUCCAAGAUGUACAUGAGAGUGGUGUCUGUGGUGGAGCCUGACUGGAUCCCUCAAGUGCUGCCCAUGUACUGCCAUUUUGGGAAACCUCUGGAGACCCCUGCCCCAGGAAUCUGCCCUGACAGCGGACGAGUCCGGUGUCACCGUGAAAGCACCUUCUUCCGAGUUGGCUGGCAGCUCCCUGCUGUGGAAAUGGAUUACCCAGAAGGUCUAGAGCGCUACAAGUUGUUUGCCAAGUUCCUGCUGGAGGGACAGGUAUGUCCAAAGCUGAGCUCUCAUACCAGUUGCUUGCUCUCAAGUCCUUCUACGAUGCUGAAGACCUGGGCAAAGUUGCAGCCCCGCACUGAGGCUCUGCUGGGGUCUCUGGUGUCUGAGAAGGCAGACUGUAAAGCAGCUCUGCUGUCGGCAUGGAAGAAGAAUGACAAGUACUUGUUAGCACCUUACUGCCAGUGGCUUCCUGAAGCCAAACAUCAGGAAGUGGCAAAGAACUGGCCUCCUGUCUGACCAGGUGACUAACUGACCAUGUCCAGCAAGUCACCUGCCGGCAACUGCUCAUCGCCUGCGCAUCGCACCUCCGGUUGGGAAAUGAGGCCAAAGUCAACUGCGCAUGCUGGCUUUUCGUACAACUGUUUUCAGCAGUUGGCGGGGGGCUAAGUGUGUAGAACUGUGAUGCUGACCAGCUUCUUUUGCAUUGUCGCCUAAAGGAUUUGUAGUGUUGCUUUUGUGAUUACCCUUUUAACCAUUGAAAAUGACAAUGAUCAAGUCAGCAUCAUUGUAAUGAUGUCAAUUACCAGUAUGUCUGGUCUUUGUAAGACUUCUUUUACCCUCUGUAAAUAUAAUGCAUUCUGUUAAAAAAAGGAAAUUAAUACAUUUGUAUUAUCCUGUGCAUUGAUUUCAGGUUACUAUGCUGUCGAGCUUUUACAUUGCAAUUAGGAAUUUAUCAAAUGCUGUUGUCCAGAGCUACUGGCACAGCUGACAUUUUUACAUACAGGUCAUUCAGUUCAAUGAUGCAGCAGCAGUGCCCCAUCUAGGAAUGGUAUCUGCAUGUUAGCUUGCCUAUUCCAGCUUGAUAUUAGAGAAUAAAUCUGUCCGGUCAAUACACUCUCAAAAAUUGUCCAACACACUUUGUUAUUACUUUUGUGUUGCUUUCAACACAUUUUGUGUCAAAGUUUCAAUGUUUCAGUUUUUAACACCUGUUUUGAGUAUAGUGGACGUUGACACUGUUAGUCGAUGGCGUGAAAAAUUGUACCCCGUUCAUUUUCUCCGAUAUUAUCCUUAUUUAAGACAAAUCCUUGUGACGAUCAAAAAUAUUGUCCAUUAAAAAGGCUGACCAAAAUGGGAGAUGGGAUGGUGAUUGUGAUUAAAUG
Molecule: messenger RNA, 4465 nt
Organism: Conger conger (European conger)
Lineage: Eukaryota; Metazoa; Chordata; Actinopteri; Anguilliformes; Congridae
Gene: dhx37
Product: DEAH (Asp-Glu-Ala-His) box polypeptide 37
Exons: 28
Coding region: 156-3602 (1148 amino acids)
Biological process (GO): maturation of SSU-rRNA from tricistronic rRNA transcript (SSU-rRNA, 5.8S rRNA, LSU-rRNA)
Cellular component (GO): intracellular anatomical structure; nucleolus
Molecular function (GO): ATP binding; RNA binding
Source: RefSeq, a predicted model, not a curated record